Molecule: messenger RNA, 1636 nt
Organism: Glycine soja
Lineage: Eukaryota; Viridiplantae; Streptophyta; Magnoliopsida; Fabales; Fabaceae
Product: homeobox-leucine zipper protein ATHB-12-like
Exons: 2
Coding region: 341-1096 (251 amino acids)
Biological process (GO): positive regulation of DNA-templated transcription
Cellular component (GO): nucleus
Molecular function (GO): DNA-binding transcription factor activity, RNA polymerase II-specific; sequence-specific DNA binding
Source: RefSeq, a predicted model, not a curated record
ACAACUGACAAGCAGGCGGUUCCUUCUACAAACAAAAUAGCAUAUGGGACGAUAGAUAGAUAGGCUACAAGUAAACGAAGCAAGAUAAUUUCUUCCUACUUAACAAAAAGAUAGUAAGAGCCAUACGGUAUCUUAUCCCAUAGGUCACCAUGAUCCUUCCAUUAGAAGUUGCAAUAACGUGAUAGAAAUGGCUUUGAGACACUUUCUUUUAUGGCUAGCUAUAUAUUCUGAACCCGAUCCCCCCUCACAAGACUUUUAAAUCACACAAUUCUUUUUUUUUUUAUUGUGUAUCCAAUUCCAAAUUCACCCAUAAAAUACCUUCCUUUGUCUCACCAGCCAUAUGUGUAUGAUGGAAGGAGAUGAGAAUAUUCAAGCAUCAACAAAGGGAAAAAAUGUGGAAAGCUUCACCAGCUUGGAGGCACCAAGGAAGAAAAGCAAGAAGAUAGAAAACAAGAGGAGGUUUAGUGAUGAACAGAUAAGAUCACUAGAAUGCAUAUUUGAGUCAGAGUCAAAGCUUGAGCCAAGGAAGAAGAUGCAACUGGCAAGAGAUCUUGGCCUUCAGCCUCGCCAAGUUGCCAUAUGGUUCCAAAACAGAAGGGCAAGGUGGAAAUCAAAGCGCAUAGAGCAAGAGUACAGAAAGCUCAAAGAUGAAUAUGACAAUUUAGCAUCAAGGUUUGAGUCCCUAAAGAAAGAGAAGGACUCUUUGCAAUUAGAGUUGCAGAAGCUAAGUGAUUUGGUGGUGACAUCUCAAGAUGGUGGAAGGGAAGACAAGGAUGGCAAAGAAAACAGCAUAGAAGAUGGUGGCUCAGGCAGUGGAUACAGCAGUUGGAAGCCUGAAGCAAAAAAACCAAGGUUUUCAAAUGAUGAGGGUUUGGAGGAGAGAAUAGGUGUGUACUCAGAUGACCAAAAUGAGAAUAGCAUCAUAAGGGGUGUUGAGAAAUCUGAGGACAAAGGACACCAACUUCUCAGAAUGGAUGAUCAUGAUCAUGCAGAUAUGCCAUUGGCAUCACUUGAAAAAUGGUAUAGUGGUGUGGACCCUAGUGGCAUCUUGGACCAGUCAUGUAGCAGUUCUCAAUGGCUAGAUUUCUGGACUUGAAAAAGGAGCCACACUUUGUGCUGCAUCUGCAUGUGUGAUGUUUUUUGUUUCCUCCAAGAGAAGAAGGAACAAAGAUUGGUUGAUUGGUUGGUUGGCUCUUGUGCUGCCAACAAGUUCAAAACUCAAAAUAUUCCAGCCUAGCCAAGAAACUCGAGGGAAGUUUUGUAGGCUUGAUUUGAUAGGGGAGAGAAUUAAGAUAGUCUCACUCAAUUCAAUUGUGUAGAGAUUUGGAAAAACAAAUAAUGUGCAAUGUCUCUGUUUGUUCAUGCUUGCAUGCCUUUUUCCUUUCCCAUCCCUUUGUUUGUGUUCUUUCUUCUUCUUCUUUUCUUUUCCCACUUCAAGGGGUUAGUUAAUCUAGAACCUCUUUAUAUUUCAUAAAGGGGUCUCUUUUUUAUCACUUUAGCUUAUUCCCAUAUUAACAAGUGUGAUCCUUAUAGUACGACCAGGACACACAAAAAUAAAAUGAAUGAAAGGUGUGAAUGAGAUAUUGCUCGACUUCAUGAAGCAGUGAAGAUGUUAAUUAAUUUCAAUUUCUUAGCU